Dromiciops gliroides (monito del monte) is the source of this 1339-nucleotide messenger RNA. It is a transcript of the gene TP53I3, whose product is annotated as tumor protein p53 inducible protein 3. The transcript is spliced from 6 exons. NCBI's taxonomy places the organism in Eukaryota, Metazoa, Chordata, Mammalia, Microbiotheria, Microbiotheriidae. The coding region runs from base 284 to 1318 and encodes 344 amino acids. Gene Ontology annotation, molecular function: NADPH binding; quinone reductase (NADPH) activity; quinone binding. The record is from RefSeq and is a predicted model, not a curated record.
GGCGGGGCGGGGGUGGAGGGCCCGGGAAGCGGGUUCGGGAGCUCGGCUGCCUGUUCCCCCUCUAGGCCAGGGCGGGGUCGAAGUCUGAGUCAAAUGGGGCAGAGCCCGAGAAGAAGGCGGCCCCUUCCCCUUCUCCUCCCGCCUCCCAGCCUCGAGCUGGGCCGGGCAGGCCUGCCUACCCCACGCCUAACUUCACUGCCAGCGUGCUCCCCGCGCACCCCAGUCUCUGCCUUUGGCCACACAUCCGCGUCCUGGUCCGCACAGGGACGAGAACACAGGCAUCAUGUUAGCUGUGGCCUUUGACCAGCCUGGGGGCCCUGAAAACCUUUACCUGAAAGAGGUGGCCAAGCCUGAGCCCGGACCGGGAGAAGUUCUCCUGAAGGUGGCCGCCAGUGCUCUGAACAGGGCAGACGUGUUGCAGCGCCGAGGCCAAUACAACCCCCCUGCGGGAGCCAGCGACAUCUUGGGCCUGGAGGCAUCUGGCCAAGUGGUUAAAGUUGGUCCAGGGUGCCAGGGGCCGUGGAAACAAGGGCAGUUGGCGAUGGCUCUGCUUGCUGGAGGGGGGCAGGCAGAAUAUGUCGUGGUCCCCGAAGGCCACCUCAUGCCUGUUCCCAAGGGGCUGACUCUCACCCAGGCGGCAGCCAUCCCUGAAGCCUGGCUCACUGCCUUCCAGCUGCUCCAAGUCGUAGGCCAAGUUAAGGCUGGGGAGACAGUGUUGAUACAUGCUGGAUCGAGUGGUGUGGGCACAGCUGCUGUCCAGCUGGCCCGCCAGGCGGGGGCCAUUCCUCUGGUCACUGCUGGGUCCCUGGACAAAAUUGAGGCAGUGGAAAAGCUUGGGGCUGCUGCCGGCUUCAACUACAAAGAAGGGGAUUUUUCAGCUGCAACACUGGAGUUUACUAAGGGUGCUGGAGCCAACAUCAUUCUGGACUGUGUUGGGGCAUCCUACUGGGAGAAGAAUGUGGCCUGCUUGGCCCCCGAUGGCCGCUGGGUGCUGUAUGGCCUGAUGGGGGGGGCCGAGGUCCAUGGAGAGCUUCUCUCCAAACUCCUGGCUAAGCGAGGGAGUCUCCUCACGAGCUUACUGAGGUCUCGGGACAAGAAGUACAAAGCAGAGCUGGUGGCAGCCUUCACCCAGCAGAUCCUGCCUCACUUUGCCCAGGACAAGCCCGGGGUACUCAGGCCGGUGGUGGACAGAGUCUACCCCAUGAAGCAGGUGGCAGAAGCCCACGCCUACAUGGAACAGAAUAAAAACCUGGGCAAGAUUGUCCUGGAGGUGGCCCCGGACCCUGAGCCAGGAGCCGCCGGAGCUGGGGCACAAUAAAGUCUCCUCGUCACCCAGCGA